This is a messenger RNA of Auanema sp. JU1783, 321 nucleotides long. NCBI's taxonomy places the organism in Eukaryota, Metazoa, Nematoda, Chromadorea, Rhabditida, Rhabditidae. The record is from the annotation of a GenBank genome assembly.
AUGUCAAAGAUUCUCGUUAUUCUUCUCUGUUUUGCAAUUGCUUUAGUAUCAUGCUUACCGCCUAGACCAGAUUUCCCUAUUGAUGACUUGUGUGAUAAAUACAGAGAGAAGUGUGCUUCUAGAGGCAAGAACAUCUUCUGUAAGCAAAGGACAGAGGAAUGCCGAUUGUAUGCCUCUAAGGGUUUGGAUAUUGCAUGGAGUUUCUGCAUGUUCUCAAACACUGAUGAUCUGGUAGCUUGCAAUAAGCGCAUCCAGAUCGAUUAUGAGAUCAUAACAAAUACCGUCAGAGACGACAAGUUCAAAUACGAUUUCGCAUAUUAA